Molecule: messenger RNA, 1049 nt
Organism: Ectocarpus sp. CCAP 1310/34
Lineage: Eukaryota; Phaeophyceae; Ectocarpales; Ectocarpaceae
Source: the annotation of a GenBank genome assembly
AUGGUUGUGAUGCCAAACCAUGGCCGGAUGAACACCGGCUCGAACCUGUUCAACGUGGCAUCUCAUGUGUCCUUACACCGCUUUUUGAUACUUUGUGUUCUCUGCGUGUUUUCUUCGUGCAGGCUCGAAUACGCGCGAGACGAUGAGGGGCAAGGGCGUGCCGUAGUGAGCUCGAUCGGGCUGGUAGUGCUCCUGGCGGAUUUGGUCGUCAACCGGUGCACCGUGGAGGCGAAGCACGCGUGGAUACUGCUCGCCUUCCUGUUGGCUUGGGUGGUCGAACAGGUGGCUUGGGUGUCAGCAGACUCCCAGCACGAGGCCUGUUACGAGGUCUUCGACGCUGAGGGGCUGAACAACGCAAUAUCGGCCGUGGUCGCUUCGCUCGUUGUUGUCGCUUUGGCGUUCGCGUACGCCGCGCUGUGCGUCCAGCGCGACCGUCUCCUGUCCCGGUUCGGGUUCGGCCCCGGCCCGGAUCCCGCGCGCCAGGACGACGUGGAGGAAGACCUCGGCGACGAGGCGGCCGUGACGCGGGUCAUGACCCUGCCCCCGAUGACCCAGCCGGUCCCGGCGCCGCUGACGUCGGAGCGCUCGUACGUGGUCAACCCGGUCUUCGCCGGCAAGGGCUCGAGGAUGAAGCGCAACCCCUUGCCGCACGGCAUGAAGCGCAGCGGCAGCAGCGUCGGUGGGGGCGAGCGGCGAACGUCGCUCGCGUCCAUGGAGACGGACAUGUCGUCCGGGGAAGAUCACGAGGCGGGGUGGCCGCUGGACGGGGACGUUGGAAACUCGGGCGCCGGCAGCAAGCACUCGAGAGGGUCGUCCGCGGACGUCGGGAUGUCGAACCACCUCUCUUCUUGGGCCGGCUACGGGGGCGGGGGAGCGGCGGCCUGGGUGCGCUCGGGGCGAGAGGCCCCGCCACCAUUAGUUGUGCGGAGUGGUGGCAAAGAAAGCCAUCGACGGACGAAUUCUAAGUAGGAAGGUUGGGGGCAGAAACAUACAUUUUUUAUUCAUUUUGUGUUCGCUCUUUUUUCGUAUGGUACAUAGUUUUGGUCAAU